AUGAAAGUUCUCGUACUUGUCGCAUUAUUCGCUGUUGUAGCUAUUGCAGCUGCUCAACCUCCACGUGGUCCACCACCACACCACCACGGAAGACAUCCAGGACACGAUGAGGGACGUCGUCCACCACAUCAUGGACAUAAGCCCGGACAAGGUCAACAACCGGGACAAGGACAACAACCCGGACACGGUCAACAACCAGGACAGGGACAACAACCCGGACAGGGGCAGCAACCUGGACAGGGACAACAACCCGGACAAGGUCAACAACCUGGACAAGGUCAACAACCCGGACAGGGACAACAACCAUCCGAACAGGGACAACAGCCAUCAGGAGGUUCACAACAAGGAAGCCAACAACAACCAGAAGCUCCCAAAGAAUAA
Molecule: messenger RNA, 381 nt
Organism: Eupeodes corollae
Lineage: Eukaryota; Metazoa; Arthropoda; Insecta; Diptera; Syrphidae
Exons: 1
Coding region: 1-381 (126 amino acids)
Source: RefSeq, a predicted model, not a curated record